UUGUGUUUGGGCGCGAGAACCAGAGGCAUAACCUUCAAGCGCUCAAACCACGUGUGGCUCUUGAAUCUAAUAUUCUGUUCCCAGGCAACAUGACAAAGUUGGUGCUAUUGAUUUUGUUCCACGUCGUGGUGACCGGCUCGACCAAUGUUACCUCGGAGGAAUAUUGGCAGCCCGUCCAUAACGUUCAAUUCAUCAAUGAAGGCAUUGCUGUGGUGCCGUUUCGAACGGCGGUGUCGGAUAGUGAGUUCUUCGAAGGAAAAGUGUACCCUUUGGUGGAUGCUCCCUCUGGUUUUUGCAACAUAUCCCCAGACGAAAAGAAAUUCAUCAUCUUCCAUCCCAUGGCGCCGUUCUUCGCCAUACUCAAAUGGCUGCACUGUUUGGGGAACAACACGAAUUUCACGCUGGUUUUCUCCAGCAAAUUCGCAGAUCGUCAUCUAAGUCAGGCUCAGGGCCAGUACGAUGCCAACAUCAUGUUCCUGUCUGCGAAAAACGCCAUCUUCUUGCUCACUUCACCCGAAAGAGAACAUUCUUUGGCCAGCGUGGAUCGGGAUGGUGAAUUGGUGAUUGAGAACAUUGGCUUCCGUGGCCUUGCUCUCUUCGGAGACAAUCAAAUCGUUGGUGGGAUACUUGUCUUGUUCAUGUUGGUCCAAUUUUUGCUGAUGAAUGGCAGAUGCCAGAUCCGAGAUAACGUGACCAAGCUUCGCCGAAAAAUAUCCCGGGUGGCUAAAAGAAGAGCCCAAAACGUGCCACCUACCCAAGGAAAUCGACCUAAUCGUGGACAUGACAACAACAACGACGACAUCGGGAUCGAAAUGGAAGUGUGUGAAGUAGCCCAGCUUUGACUUCCAAACUGCAAUUGCGUAGCGUGCCCAUUUUCAAUUAGAAAUAUUUUGCCCACCAUCAAUUCUGUGUGUGUGUGAAGUUCAAGUUCAACUUGGCAAUUUUCUCUUUGCCUUCCAGCCACAUUCCCAACAAUCCCAAUCAAGAACGUUUCAGCAGGGAUGCCAUUUCAUUCUUUACUCUCCCUUUUGUAUAAGGGAAUUUCAUUCUUAUCGUUCUAUUAAUUGUGAAUGGAUUGAUUUGUAGAGCAUCAGAAUAAAAGAGCCUUUUUUCUCA
This is a messenger RNA of Tigriopus californicus, 1116 nucleotides long. RefSeq lists its product as uncharacterized. Lineage: Eukaryota; Metazoa; Arthropoda; Copepoda; Harpacticoida; Harpacticidae. The record is from RefSeq and is a predicted model, not a curated record.